AUGGCUAGCUCCCUGGUGCAGCUGCUUGUCCGCUUCCUGGUGGUGGCGAUGGUGCUGGUGGUCGUUCUGGAACCGGCGGGAACUGCCGCCGGAAGCGUUGGUGUGGCAGCGAGACAAGCGACAGCCAGUGUACCGGAAGAUGGCGAUAGCAGCGAUGUGGCGGUCGAUUCCUCGGACGAACUGCUGGACGAGGAUGAAAGUUUCGACCAAAACGACGGUCGCUCCGGUGGCAAGGAUGAACCGGUGGUAGACGAGAAUGAGGACACGACGGAACACGGACCAGUGACGGAAACGACGGUGGGAUAUAAUGCAGUGGCGACUACGCCAAAGAUAGUGCGGCCCGUGAAGCAGUUAAGUCGCUACGAGCAGGGUCUGGAAGACUACGACGAGGCAGCGGAUCGGGUCGAACGGGAGCAAACCCAGCAGCAGCAGCAGACCGAGCAGCAGCAGUACAACAAUAUGCUGAAACCGAUGCUGACAUUAUUUAAUGUGAUAAGCACCGUUUUAUCGUCCGGAAGAUCGAUGGGCGCGGGCACGGGCCGGACGAUGCCCACCGAUGACGGCAAUUCCGGUGACGGUGGCAAUAAAACCGAGAUCAUCACUGUUGGCGAAAAAUCAACAAGCAGCAGCGCCAGCGGCACCGGCGGAGGUAAUGAAAAUGCGAUUGCACAGGGGCGCUACAUCAAGGGUGACCCCCUGAACGGAUACUACGACUUCGUCAUCAGCGAGGGUUCGUACAAGUUUUGGGCCGUGUUCCAGCUCGUGACGGCCGCCGUGGUCAUCUACUCGACGCUAACCGCCAUCUACUACUCGAAAGUGGCCCCGCUUACGUCGGAUUACGAUUACAUCGAUUACCUGAAUGGUGGGCGUUCGUUUGCUGGUGCUCGAUCGAAACCGGCGGGCAUUGGCCGGGCGUCGGGUUGGAGUUGGGACCGUAUGGUGCAAACCAGCACGUGGUUCGGUCCGGCGGCCCAAGCGUUUACCAUCGUGAUGGAUGCGAUCGAACGGGCGCCCAAAUGA
This is a messenger RNA of Anopheles nili, 1020 nucleotides long. RefSeq lists its product as uncharacterized. The coding region runs from base 1 to 1020 and encodes 339 amino acids. NCBI's taxonomy places the organism in Eukaryota, Metazoa, Arthropoda, Insecta, Diptera, Culicidae. The transcript is spliced from 4 exons. The record is from RefSeq and is a predicted model, not a curated record.